AAUCGUGGGACAGACUCGCACGUCAGGGAGAGAGAACUGGAUGUAAACAUGGCGGAGAAAGAAGUUGGAUCCCUGUAUAAUCUCGCUAUCAGCCAAGCAGUCCGGCUUCACAGAUUAUUCACGAGGGAAUACAGACAUCUACCAGAUACCGUACAAUGCGACGUUUAUUACGAGCUGUAUAAAUCGGGGAAUUUUGUUACAUUGGCCGAAGAAGUUAGGAAUAUUGAUGUAUUUGCUAAAGCACUUCGAGCUGGAACUAGAAGGAUCAAACUUUACAGACCCUUCCAGGAGCUUGUAGAUGAAGGGUACAACUUGCCCCAAGAGCUGGCUAUAGAGUUUAGGUGCAGAUGUAAAGCUUCUCAGAGACAGGGUUCCCAUUCAAAGGACUAUGAGGCACUUCUCAGUAUCGGAUGGCUUGUUGGGGGCUUCCUGUCGGAGACGGGCUGGGACCUUGCUGCAGAGCAGAUCUCUGAGGACUGUCUAUCAUUGUGCGAUGUGAGAAAGAUUGGUGACUGUAAAAAAGCUCUUAAGUGUGUUACAAGGCUUCUCCAUGUCCGGACGGGCUAUUGCAAGUUUGCUGAGGCGCGGCAUACGUUUGACUUUGCAAUGGAGCUGGUUCAGAAACUAAGAAACAAGGGUGAGAAGGUCAAUACUGCAAUGCUGUACGGUGAGAGAUGUGGGCUGCUGUUUGCACUGAGUGAAUAUGAACAGGCCUUCAAGAACAGUAUCAAAGCACUCCAAGAUGUUACUUCUUAUCUACACGACAAGGUUAUUAUUGAUAUACUGAGGCAUGCAGCAAAGGCAUGUGUUGUCAAGAGAAAAUUCAGGAAGGCAGAGGCGCUAAUAAAGCAAGCAAUGAUAUUAGCAAGACACACUUUUGGUGAUCAGCACCCCAAAUUUGCAGAUGUCUUGGUGGAUUAUGGGUUCUAUUUACUAAAUGUGGACUCUAUUCAUCUUUCUGUUCAGGUUUACAAGACAGCAUUUCGGAUCAGAAGUGAGGUGUUUGGUGUGAAUAAUCUCCAUGUGGCUACCGCACACGAAGAUCUCGCCUACGCCAUGUACGUCCAUGAGUAUAGCACCGGAAACUUCGCAGAGGCAAAGGCAAAUGCAGAGCGAUCCAUAGACAUCGUCACUAAACUUUUUCCUGACGAUCAUUUACUACUCGCCUCUUCCAAAAGAGUCAAAGCUCUUAUCUUGGAGGAGAUCGCCAUCGACUGUCACAACAGGAAGUUGGAAGACGAUAUUUUACGAGAAGCCCAGCAACUGCACCUCGCAUCACUCGACCUGGCGAGGAAAGCAUUCGGGGAAAAUAAUGUACAGACUGCAAAGCAUUAUGGGAACCUCGGAAGGCUGUACCAAUCAAUGAGACGAUAUGAAGAAGCCGAGGAGAUGCAUAAAAAGGCCAUUGAAAUCAAGGAGAGAAUUCUUGGAAGUGAGGAUUAUGAAGUAGCUCUGUCGCUUGGCCACCUCGCUUCGCUGUAUAAUUACGAUAUGGAGCGGUACGACAAGGCGGAACAGCUUUAUGUCCGGUCGAUAGAAAUAGGUCGUAAACUAUUUGGAGAGGGAUACAGCGGACUGGAGUACGACUACAGAGGACUUAUCAAUUUAUACGACUGUGUUGGUGAUUUUGACGACAUGGAAAAGUACCACAGCAUCCUGAUCGAGUGGCGGGAGAUCCGUGAGAACGUCGACAACAAGAGUGCGAUGGAAGAAGAGCCGGGAGAGCCCGACCCCACUCACCAAUUCAUUGCGAACUUCCUCAGCGAUAUAGACCAUCACUAACCCUUAUUAGAUAUCACAAAUUAUUUAUUCUUUAAAGCUUGGUAAGCGACUGCGCCCAUAGAUUAAUCUUGAUAUCUUACACAUUUGGUAACUCGAAAAAAAAAUCUUGAUAACACAUUCAAUGUGGCAUCAACAAUCCAUCCCUUCAAAGCGACCUCCUAUUCUGCCCGUAAAAGGUUGGGAACUCAUUCAGUUGAUAGGGAUUUGAUCUUUCUAAGGUAGAAUGUUUUAAUAUUUCCUAGGAUUUCUUAUCACCAGGUUUUAUACUAUGCAGAUUUCAGGUGUAUUAUGAAAACGCUUAAAAGCGCAUGAUAGGAUUCAGCUAUAAUACAAAGGCAGUGCGAUAGAAUUUGUAAAUAUGUUAAUUGUAUAUAAAAUUGAUAUCUGAAAUAAAUCAUUUUUAUUUGCAAA
This is a messenger RNA of Nematostella vectensis (starlet sea anemone), 2193 nucleotides long. Its product is annotated as amyloid protein-binding protein 2. The coding region runs from base 49 to 1782 and encodes 577 amino acids. The transcript has 17 exons. The record is from RefSeq and is a predicted model, not a curated record. Lineage: Eukaryota; Metazoa; Cnidaria; Anthozoa; Actiniaria; Edwardsiidae. Gene Ontology annotation, biological process: intracellular protein transport. Gene Ontology annotation, molecular function: protein binding.